AUGUCCACGUCAAUAUCAGUUCCUGAUGCCCGCCUUGGCCUCACGUCGUCUGAGUGGCAGAUGGUCGUCCACCAGCAGCAGAUCGCCCUGCAGGGGAGCCACAAUGGCAGCGUCGUGUCGCGGGGAAGGGGGAUGGGCAGAAGCACCUCCAGCUCCCGCGCCGCCAGUGCCGCAAGCAGCCAGGGCAGACUGCUGCUGGAUCCAGACAGUCUCCAGGCCCUGUACUAUCAACUCGAUCAUUUGCUGAGGGAUAUCCGACGGAGAAUCGAAUAUUUGAACGAACAAUCCGAACUUUCCAUCCAGAAUACCUAUGACAAAGCGGGGAACGUAAUCGCGGAUGCUGAUGCGGAGAUCGCGCGUGUGCGGCGAAUCAUCGCAUCAAUCGACGAGCUCGAGAUGGAGUUUGAAAAAAUAAAACGGAUUAGGGAUAUCGUCAAGGGCUUUCGCGCUCGAGUCGAGGCCCUAGAUCACCGUCUAGACCAAGCAUCACGCAGAAGGCGGUAA
Messenger RNA from Ophidiomyces ophidiicola, 504 nucleotides. RefSeq lists its product as uncharacterized. The coding region runs from base 1 to 504 and encodes 167 amino acids. The transcript has 2 exons. Gene Ontology annotation, cellular component: BLOC-1 complex. Lineage: Eukaryota; Fungi; Ascomycota; Eurotiomycetes; Onygenales; Onygenaceae. The record is from RefSeq and is a predicted model, not a curated record. Gene Ontology annotation, biological process: endosome organization.